This is a messenger RNA of Botrytis fragariae, 969 nucleotides long. RefSeq lists its product as uncharacterized. Lineage: Eukaryota; Fungi; Ascomycota; Leotiomycetes; Helotiales; Sclerotiniaceae. The coding region runs from base 1 to 969 and encodes 322 amino acids. The transcript is spliced from 4 exons. The record is from RefSeq and is a predicted model, not a curated record.
AUGGCGAAAACAAACUCAAUGAAUAAUUUGAUCUAUUUCCUUUUCUUUUUUAUAACUUGCCACAGUGUCCUUCAUCUGGCUAAAGCUUCCAAACCAUCUAUCAAAACGGUCACAGUCAACCCGUGCACCCUCACUCCAACCAUUCCUACAUAUAUCUCUCCUUCAUCACCUUGCCCAACUAUCACCAUCUCCACUUCUCAUACCUCAUGUCCACCAACAACUCCAACAUCCUGCUCCCAAAACUUCUGCAUCUCAGAUGCCUUAAUAACAGUUCCCUGCACCUGUCCCUACUCCGUACCAACAACCACCCUCUACACCCCAUGUCCCUCUGCCUGUUCGCAAACUUGUCACAUCGGGAAUCAAAUCUACCAUGAAACAUCCUGUUCCACUACAAUCGACACCUACGCCACUCCCAGCACAACCCCCACCCCACAAUCGACUCGCAAACAUCUCUCACAACACCAACGGGUGGCUCAACAAUUUGUUCCUGUCCUUACUAUCCUCCCUACCCAACUUAUUGCAAUCCGCCCUGUCCAGUCCACACUCCUACCUCCACCCCAAGCAUCACCACUCAAACUCUUCCCACCGCGACCCCCAAUCUCGUCACCUGCUCCUGUCCCUACUAUCCCCCCUACCCUACAAAUUGCAUCUUCCCCUGUCCAAUCCACACCCCCACCACCACCAUCACCAGCGACCCUUCUGCUCCCACAACUACAAAUCUCCCACCAACAUCAACAACAAUUUCCAACCUCGUCACCUGCUCCUGUCCCUACUAUCCCCCCUACCCUACAAAUUGCAUCUUCCCCUGUCCAAUCCACACCCCUACAACCGUCAUUACUGUCCCAACAACUAUCACUCCAACUCCUAGUUGUGAAAGUAUCACGGUUACAAAAGGAGAUUCUGUAUAUACCUCUCUACCGUAACGAUAAACUGUGGAUGUGGCGGUUCGAUUGGGACGGCGACUCGUAA